AACGGUUGUGUGUUAUUUUAUUUUGGCUUUACUUUAGACUAUACGAAUACUACUAGGACAGGAUUCCUCGCGUUUCCGUCCUUCACUCGCUCGCUCGCUCGCUCAAUGUCACGGGCUUUCCGGUAACGGCUGCUUUUUUUUGGGGAGUCCUUGCGGCUCUCUGUCUCUCUCGCUCUGACGCUCUUACUUUGAUUUACCAUUCACCACACGAAACACGGAAAUAUGUCAAGAGAGAACCGCGCGUUUGAUACCGAGGCGUUUGGGGCUGGGUAUGGCUUUGAGUCGUUUCCGACGAGGGCGGUGGAAAUGCCGCCGACGUGGGUGCUGGGCGUAGGCUUGGGCUUCUUGCUGUGUGCGCUGGGGUUCUGGGCCUACGUAGCGCUGACUCUGGUUGCGCCUGUACCGCGCCCCCCUCGCCGCUCGGAGAAGCAAUACAUUACGAUUCUGCCCGAUGGCGCGCGAAGCGGUCCCCAGGAAUUGCCGUGUUGGCUGGACAAAUGGGCCGCAGAGAAGGAGGCGGCUAAGCAACGCGCGGCAAAAGAGCCAGGGAGCAAGGUGGUGGUGCCGCCGCAGAUGCCAAUUGAAGAGGCAGAGCUCUUCAUCAGCGUCGUGGUGCCCGCGUACAACGAAGAAGACCGGCUGGAAGGCAUGCUCGAGGAAGCCGUCGAAUACCUGCAAUCCAAGUACGGCGACGCGCACGCGGGGGAGAAGGGCGGCACGAGCGAAAAGGGGUGGGAGAUUCUGAUUGUGAAUGAUGGCAGUUCGGACAAGACGGUGGACAAGGCGCUGGAUUUUGCAAAAGAGCACCAGCUCAGUCUGCAUCCCAAGGCGAAGCCCGGCCCAUGGUCGACGGACAAGACACCGCAUUCAACGCAUAUCCCCCACGGCAGCAUCCGCGUCAUCAGCCUGGAGCAGAACAGAGGCAAAGGCGGCGCCGUGACCCACGGCAUGCGGCACGUCCGUGGGCGCUACAUUGUCUUCGCCGACGCCGACGGCGCCAGCCGCUUCUCGGACCUCGGAGCUCUCGUCCAAGGCUGCCAGAGCAUCGAAGACAAGCACGGCCGCGGCGUGGCCAUCGGGUCUCGCGCGCACCUGGUCGGCAGCGCCGCCGUCGUCCAGCGAUCGCGCCUCCGAAACUUCCUCAUGCACUCGUUCCACCUCCUCCUCCGCAUCAUGACCCCGCCCGCCACCGCACGCAUCAAAGAUACCCAGUGCGGCUUCAAACUCUUCUCCCGCCCAUCCCUCCCCUACAUCGUCCCCUACAUGCACUCCGAAGGCUGGAUCUUCGACGUCGAAAUGCUCAUGCUGGCUGAAAGCGCGCACAUCGCUAUGAUCGAGGUCGCUAUUGGCUGGAAGGAAGUCAUGGGUAGCAAACUCAAUGUCGUAUGGGAUAGCCUUGGUAUGGCUUGGGGUCUCGCCCUGCUGAGGGCCUGCUGGAUAGCCGGCAUUUAUCGCAGAGAUUAG
Molecule: messenger RNA, 1464 nt
Organism: Exserohilum turcica Et28A
Lineage: Eukaryota; Fungi; Ascomycota; Dothideomycetes; Pleosporales; Pleosporaceae
Product: glycosyltransferase family 2 protein
Exons: 2
Coding region: 223-1464 (413 amino acids)
Cellular component (GO): endoplasmic reticulum membrane
Source: RefSeq, a predicted model, not a curated record